This is a messenger RNA of Calliphora vicina (urban bluebottle blowfly), 1028 nucleotides long. RefSeq names its product lectin subunit alpha-like. The record is from RefSeq and is a predicted model, not a curated record. The transcript is spliced from 2 exons. NCBI's taxonomy places the organism in Eukaryota, Metazoa, Arthropoda, Insecta, Diptera, Calliphoridae. Bases 17 to 964 code for a protein of 315 amino acids. Gene Ontology annotation, molecular function: signaling receptor activity.
CAGAAACAACUUUAAAAUGCGCUUUACCACGCUUUAUCAUAUAGUUGUGGUUUUAAUAAUUUUCAAAUUAAAUGGAAUUAACUCAAUUGGCCGAUUCUAUACAACCGCAAACCACAAUGAGUAUUAUAUAAAUGAGGAUCAAAAGUACACUUGGUUUGAUGGUCUAAGUGAAUGUCGGAAAAUGAACAUGUCAUUGGUCACAAUCGAAACCAGUAUUAAAUCGAAGGAAAUAAAUGAUCUAGUAAAAGCUACGUUUAAUAGAAGCAUUAUUCUAUGGGUUGGUGGCAUUAUGACCAAUUAUCCAGAUUCUCGUAACUAUAUAUGGAUUAGUACCGGUCAACAAUUCAACUACACCUAUUGGAAAGAUAAAAAUCCCGAUUUUUCUUUGAACAAUGAAUAUUGCAUACAAAUUGGCUGCUCCGCAAAUAUGGAGUGGAACGAUAAUGUCUGUGAAACCAAAUAUGGUUUCAUAUGUGAAUAUCAAAAGCUGGAUUUACCUCUGCAAAUGGAGAACAAAUAUAAAGACUGUCAGCAGGAGUUAAAAGACCAUGAACAACUUAAGGAGAACUUGAGAAUAGUAACAAUAGAGCGAAAUAAUUUACAGCAUAAACUAAAACAACAGAAUGUGUUGCAACAAGAACUUGAGGAACGGUUGCAUAAAAUAAACGAAGAAAGAAAUUUUGAAACAAUAAUAGAAAAGAAUUAUAAUUUACAGCUAGAAUUGCAGAAACAACAACUAGAAUUGGGGCAACACAUAAAAAAAGGUUCGCAGAACUUACAACUAGCUUUACAAAAACAGUUAGAAUGGCAGCAUUUUAUUGAGGAGAAAUUGCUACACCGAGAACCCGAGGAAAAGCAACAAAACAAAGAGAAAUUUUCAAAAUAUAGCGAUCUUAGUUUCCAAUUUAAUCGAAAUACAUACGUCUUGCCAAAUGCACAACUAAAGUUUGAUGGAAAUCAUUAACACAGUUAGAAUUCAUAAUAUUUAAACUAUACAGCAAAUAAAUAUAUAAAAUUACUACUCAAAA